AUGACGUAUCUGUACUGGCUUCUGCUCCUGCCAGCAUUGACUGUAAACGGUAACAUUUGAGGUUUCUUUUUGUUUUUUUUCGGAACUUUCACUUUCGUUUCCCACAUGUUGUCAUAAAUUAGGAGCAAAAAGCAAAUGCCUUUCUAAAUAUAAUAAUAUUUAUAAAGUUCUUUGGUGUUUAUAAUUAAAGCAUGACAAAAAUAUUGUUUUCACAUUUAAGCCAAGUACAGACUAUGUCCAAACGAUGGUCAACCAAGGACAAACGAAGAUGGGUCCUUGCUACAGUGUCUUCCAGGUAAGUCUUAUAUAUACCAAAAUAUUCUACUCAUCUUGAAAUAUUACGCUUUAUUACCAUUUGUAACAUAAACUUAAAUUUUGAAUAACUCUGCGUAAUUUUAGGCCAAGACUCAAUUGAUGUGUGUGGCAAAGGAUAUUCUUGCUUCUUUUCUGGCUUCAACUACCAAUGUUGUCCAACGAACGAGGAAGAAGCUCCACCUCCGCAUGUUGACUGCCCUCGAGGUGCUAUGGCAGUUCUAGAUUCCGCCGGAUAUCCAGUAAAAUGUUCAACCUUGGGAAUAUACUGUCCCAAAGUAGGUAAAACUAUAAAUGUUAUUAUAUUAGUGUUGAAAAGCAUAAACUUCCAAAAUAUGCUGAAAAAAAUCAUAAUUUUUACGUGUCCGAAUUAUUGCUACUUCUUUCAGAAGGACAUGUUCUGUUUUGACGGUGCUGAAUCACCGUUCUGCUGUGAAUAUCCCAAGAACAAACCGACUGAAUCCCCCAUUCCUCGAGAAGCUGAAGAGUUCUUCAAAGAUGACGAAGACCAAGUAAUCGAAAACAAAACACACGAUGACAUUCAGAAUUCAGAAGUACUAGAAUGUCCAGCUAACAGUUUGACCAUCUUGAGCGACGAAGGGAAACCUUUCCAUUGUCACGGUAGCCAUGUCUGUCCACGGGUUAGCAAUAGAUUUCAUUUUUUAUUGACGUAGAUACACUUACUGUAAUAACACACAUAUAAUAACAUGUCUGUUGAUAGAAUUCUCAGUUGUAAUCUAUUUUAAUUUCCAGGGUUUGUACUGUUACGAAGAAAAGAAGAUUUGCUGUGAAAAUAGUGACACAGCAACAGAACCAGCUAACUCUGUAACAGAAACAUCAACAGCUACAACGACAACAACUGUAUCAACCACAAAAAUAACCACUACUGCUCCUACCACAACAUCAACUACAUCGACAACUACUAAAAAGACAACUCCAACAACAGAUUCUCAACAACCAGUAAGAAUCCACGCAGUAAAAACUGCCACAAAAGAGCCAAGUUACAAACAACAUCCGAAUGGGGGAUACAGUUUGAAUGACCGACCUGCCAAUAAGCUAAACCAGGAAGUGAGAAAGCAAGAACUCGUCCAGCACUACCUACUAGAAGAAAUCAAGAGAGGGUGGCCAUAUGACGACAGAUACUACAGACCCGAAAGUAAGUAAUGCUGAUGGAAAAGUAAAAACAAAAAGCUUGUCUUUACUUCCUAGAGCAUUAACCAAUAUCAAUAAAACAAUGCCGGUGUGUAAAACCUACUUACCAAUUUACUUUCAGACAUAGUGACGGAGAAAGAAAACGGGUCAACAGCAGCGAUUGUACACUUCAAUUAG
Messenger RNA from Bursaphelenchus okinawaensis, 1641 nucleotides. The record is from the annotation of a GenBank genome assembly. Lineage: Eukaryota; Metazoa; Nematoda; Chromadorea; Rhabditida; Aphelenchoididae.